UAGUCGAUGUCAACCGGAAGUCCUGCUGACGUUGUGGUGCGGACUUACGUCGUCCGGUGGUACCUGCUGACCGUUGUCUCCCUCCACUGCUGUCUUUAUAAUGCGGCGUGGGCGGAGUUCCCACCCAUAGCGCAGUCAGUGAAGCUGGUCUAUGAUUGGUCAGAUUCCAACAUAAACAUGUCAUUGAAUUAUGGGAAUAUUGGGACAAUUCUGAUGAUUUUUCCUGUGACCUGGAUUGUGUUUGCUAAAGGAAUGAGGUAUGGGAUGAUUUUCUGCACCCUGCUUACUGCCGUGGGAAUCACGCUUAAAAGUCUUCCGCUCAGCAACAACCUCAGCUCAUGGCUGAUCCCUAUUGGAUUGUUUUUAAACGGAUGUGGUGGAGCCGUGACGUCAUGUGGACCGACUGUCCUAUCAGAGACUUGGUUCCCGCCCACUCAAAGAGCUACUGCUACCGUGUUUUACAUUGUCAGUGCCGGAAUGGGCGGGGCAUUCGUUUUUGUCGUAGGUCCUGCUGUUGUACCAGAACCAAUCGUUAUAUGUGAUAAUGUCACGUGGUCAAAAAAUUCAAACUGCAGUGAACAAAAUAAAACUUACCCAAAUUUUCAAGAGGUGAAAGACAAACUGUACUCCUUAAAUUAUGCAGAGUCUGCUGUCGCCGUGCUGCUCUUUGUGUCUGUUUUGUUAUAUUUUCCCAAUAAACCAGAACACCCACCCAGUAUCACUGCUACCAAAGAGAGGCUAGGGAUGUUUGAGGGAAUUAAAACAGCGGUCACACAACGGAGAUUUUGGCACUUGGUGUUAUGUUGUGCUAUCCCCACGGCGGUUUACGGGGCCUGGAUCACUACGUCGGAUGUUGUCCUGAAUCCUUUUGGAAUAUCUCAGAAAGAGGCAGGCCGGAUGUCGUUUUCUGGUUCCAUUGGUGGAAUCCUACUAGGCAUUAUUUUAUCAAGAGUAUCUGACCUACUACAGAGGAAGAUGAAGGCUAUAAUGGUGGUCAUUUUCGGUGUUGCUACAUUGUUUUUCCUUCUCUUUGUACUGUUACUGAAAAAAGUCCUACCCAGCGAACCUUGGCUCUUUUACUUUACUUUUGUCGCGGCCUGCGUUCUGACCAGUGGCGCCCAGCCGCUCUACUAUGAGAUGACAUGCGAGAAUCUUUUCCCCGUGUCAGAGGCCAUUAUUUCUGGCUUCAUAUCUUUCUUUCUCAACGUAGGCAGCUCUGCCUUCCUGUUUAUAACACUUAUACCUCACAUUGGGAAAAUGUGGCCAAAUUGGGCGAUAUUUGUGACGUCACUUUUAUCUGUGUUGGUAUUAGCCAUGUUCAGGGAGGAAUACAGAAGACUAGAUAUAGACAUACCAAUCAGCCAAUCACAAGACUCAGAGUCAAGGAUCAACCAAUCAAAUACCUCACAGCCAGAGUAUCCAAUCAACCAAUCAGAUGCUUCCCAGUCAGAAUAUCCGAUAAACCAAUCAGAUGUGUUACAUUCAGAAUAUCCGAGUAAUCAAUCAGACGACUCUCGGUAUCGCAGAUUUUAA
This is a messenger RNA of Saccostrea echinata, 1533 nucleotides long. RefSeq names its product solute carrier family 49 member 4 homolog. The record is from RefSeq and is a predicted model, not a curated record. Gene Ontology annotation, biological process: transmembrane transport. The transcript is spliced from 11 exons. Lineage: Eukaryota; Metazoa; Mollusca; Bivalvia; Ostreida; Ostreidae. Gene Ontology annotation, molecular function: transmembrane transporter activity. The coding region runs from base 7 to 1533 and encodes 508 amino acids. Gene Ontology annotation, cellular component: intracellular membrane-bounded organelle; membrane.